This is a messenger RNA of Cherax quadricarinatus, 2089 nucleotides long. Lineage: Eukaryota; Metazoa; Arthropoda; Malacostraca; Decapoda; Parastacidae. The record is from RefSeq and is a predicted model, not a curated record.
UUUGUCACGAAAUGUUUGUAUGUGUGAUGGUGUCAUGGCAGUCGCCCCACAUGUGCUGCUUUACUUUCAGAAUUUUUUGAAGAAUUUCAGAAUUUUGGUGGUAUAGAGGAGCUAGUGCAAAAUUAAUUCAUUAUGGCAAAGGAUGUAUUAGGUGUUAAUAGUGUAAUAAAUGAAGUACCAAAGUCUAAAAAAAGGCAUCGAAGUCGUGUAGCAAAUGAAAUGAACACAAAGACAGUGACAGAAAGUUAUAAUAUUGUCUCUAAGUUCAAUAAAAAAAAUAAAAAAUCCAAGCAGAAAGGUAAUGUAGAAAGUAAAGAUCCUCUGUCUAGUGAACAGGAACCAUAUCAAAAAAAGAAAAAGAAAAAAGGAAAUAAAAACACAGAAGGUAGCAGGAAGAGGAGCCACUUGGAAUUAAAUAACAGAGAAACUGAAGAUGCAGCAGAGAGCAUUGACAGCGGGUGCAUUGCAGACAACAACUCAGAUAUUGCAGCAGACUUAACUGAUUGGCCACAAGUUAAGAGUGUUUUACUAGAAGAAAAUAAAUUUAUAUCAAACUUCUUAAAGUGGAUGCCUGCUCCUCAGAAAGCAGAUAGUGAAGAAGGUUAUCAUGUCCCACAAGCAAAAAGAGACAACAGAGGGAGCAGAAAGGUACAAAGCGAAAAAAAGUUUAAGGGUGAAGAAAAGUGUGCAGACCUUGCUGAGCUCCAGGAGAAAUAUUUAAGUACACUAGCUGCUUUGAAAGGUAAUAGAAAAAAGGUGUGGGACCCUGCAGCAAGAAAAAAAGAGUCCAAGUUGAAAAAGAAGCUCAGCAGAUUACAAUACAGAAAAAAUAAGAGACAAAAAACAAACAUAAAACAUGAAGGAAUAAACCAGCAGGUAGAUGUUGAGACAGAGAAGGGCUUCAGUCAGGGUACAAAGUCACAAAAACAUACAAUCUACAAUCAGGAAGGAAAGCUAGUGUUCAGUAAAUUUGACUUCUCAAACACCUCAACAUCAGGGGAAAUUGACACUAGCUUAAAACCCACAGACCUAAAGCAGUUACUUUCAAAGGCUCUCAAAGAGAAAGAAAAGAUAAAACGGAUGGAGCAGAAAGGUCAUACAAAAAAGGCUUCAGAAGUGAUUGAACAGAGUGCAUGGUCAAGUGCCUUGCAGAAAGCAGAAGGAGUAAAAGUACGAAAUGAUGUAGAUUUGAUUAAGAAGACUAUCAAGAAGAAAGAAUCAAACAAGAAAACCAGUCAAAAGACUUGGGAACAGCGCAAAGAAAUCAUCGAGAAGAAAAAAACAGAAAAGCUGAAUACCAGGAAGAAGAAUAUUAAGAUUCGAAAAGAAGCAAAACUAAAUAAGAAGAUGAAGAAAAUGAAAAAUAGGGGUCAUAUAGUACCAGGGUUUUAAGUGAUUUUUUUCAGCUCAUUAUUCUAUUAUAUGUAAAUAUUUUGUGGUUUAUGAAUGGGAUAAAGAAAAUUAUUUUGUCAGUUUAAUGUUUAAAUUAUUUUGAGAGUAAUGUCAGUUUAGAGAAAUGCAGUCUGCUGAAGUAAACUAUCAAGCUUCCAAGUUAUUAUUUCUAUACAUAUAUAUUACAGUUUAUACAUAGUACAGUACAAGAAAUGAAAUCAUUGUUAAAUUUAAUUUGCAGCUUUGAAAGUAAUUGAAUAGUAUGUUUUCAAGUGAGUUUUAAGUUUUCAGUAUGUACAAGGAAGUUAAUACAUAGUUUUUCCAGAAUUCAUAAUUAGAAAUAAUUGGCCAAGGUAAAAUAAAAAUAGUGAAGGUAUUUACAGUGCAAUAAAUAGUGCAGGAGAUAAUGAUCAGUCUAGUUUAAUAUUCGUUAUAGACAUCAUAGCUUAUGCAUAAUGUCUUCCCUAUGUACAUCUAAGAUUAGAGUAAAGUAUUGGGGAUUUUUUUUUUUAUUGGUAUAAUAUUUCAAAUUUUUUUUUAGGUUUACAUCUUGGGGCCCACAUGUUGACAUCUUAUUGAACAAGCUAAUCAAGUAGUGAAUGUUACAAAUACUUUCUUAACAUGCUUUUGUGGUUGGGAACUUAUGUUUUAUCCAUCAAUAUCUCUAAUAUGAAGUUAAAUAAAUGUAUUGAUAUCU